CUUCACCUGGCGGCUGCAUCGAUAACGGUGUAGUCAGAGAGCGAUGCUGUCCUUUCUGUGUCUAGUGGCGGCUUCGUUGCUGGGCGUCAGAGCCCAGUGGGAACCCAACGUCGUGGACGGUCGCAGCACCAUUGUCCACCUCUUCGAGUGGAAGUGGACGGAUGUCGCGGCAGAGUGCGAGCGGUUCCUGGCAAAAAAGGGCUAUGCUGGCGUACAGGUUUCUCCUCCUAAUGAGUGCAUGGCUAUUACCACCAAAAACCGGCCGUGGUGGGAGCGCUAUCAACCCGUGUCUUACAGGCUCGUCAGCCGUUCUGGAUCCGAAGCAGAGUUCGGUGAUAUGGUGAAACGUUGCAACAAUGUUGGAGUCAGAAUCUACGCUGACGCAGUUAUCAACCACAUGAGUGCGCCCUGGAACGGUCUGAGCGGUGUUGCAGGCAGCAAACCGAGUGGUUUCUACUACCCUGACGUCCCAUACGGCCCGAAUGACUUCCACUAUCCUUCCUGUGAAAUCACCAACUACCAGAAUGCUAGCAAUAUCCGAAACUGUGAGUUGUCUGGUCUGCAUGACCUCAAUGACGGGUCAGAAUAUGUGCGUGGCAAAAUUGCGGAGUAUAUGAACAAACUUAUCAGCUUUGGAGUUGCAGGUUUCAGAAUCGAUGCAGCAAAGCACAUGUGGCCUAGCAAUCUCGCUUUGAUUUAUGGCGCACUUAAUGAUCUCAACAGUUAUUAUUUUGGGAGUGGAAAGAGGCCAUUCAUCUAUCAGGAAGUAAUUGAUCCAGGUAACGAAGGAGUAAAGAAAGCUGAGUACGUCGGCUUGGGAAGAGUCUGCGAAUUCAAGUAUGGAACGGAACUUGCAACUUGCUUUAACAGAAGUAAUCCGAUGAAAUACUUGUACAACUUCGGUGAGACGUGGGGUCUCGUGAAUGGCAACAACGCUCUAGUGUUCAUCGACAACCAUGAUAAUCAGAGGGGACAUGGUGGUGCUGGCGAAGUUCUCACAUUCCAGACACCGAAGCUUUACAAAAUGGCAAGUGCAUUCAUGUUGGCUUGGCCUUACGGAUUUCCACGAGUGAUGUCUAGCUACGUAUUCAGCACCUCUGACGAUGGUCCACCACAGGACAGCAACCAGGCCAUCAUAUCACCUACUAUCAAUGCGGAUGACUCCUGCGCUAGACCAUGGGUUUGCGAGCAUCGAUGGAGACAGAUCUACAACAUGGUCGGAUUCAGGAAUGCUGUCGGAUCUGGCGCUGUGGCCAACUGGUGGGACAAUGGCAAUUAUCAGAUUGCCUUCUCCAGGGGAAACGUUGGCUUUGUGGCUUUCAACAACGAGGCGAGUUCUGACCUCAAACGGACACUUCAGACGGGUCUUCCUGCUGGCACUUACUGUGACGUCAUCUCCGGUAACGUGAGCGGGAGCAGCUGCACCGGUAAAACCAUCACUGUUAACUCUGAUGGUACGGCCUACAUCAGCAUCGCCUACAGUGAGGAUGACGGCGUGGUUGCUAUCCACACUGGCGCCAAGGUCUCAUAAAUUUUCCACUUAUGGCCUUCAAGGUGGUUUGCUGCAGCUUUUGUGGGUAUUAUUGCUUGUCAUUAACUGGAGAUGUUAAGUACUUUGCAGUCGCAACUGUAACCCAGUAUCAUGCUAUUCCUAGCGUUGUUGUUUAGAUUGAAUCAGUAUCUAUUUAACAGGUCGCUACCUGACGAGGGUUUACUUUCACUGAUCGAAUUAAUAAUCUGUUAUUUUCAAUUUACAUUUGUAAUCUGGUUGCCGAUAUUGUGUGAAAAUGUGUAGGAAUGAUGUAGUGAACGCAUUGUAACGCUGCACUCGCUGAUAAAUAAAUUGUAAAUCGUCAAAA
Molecule: messenger RNA, 1859 nt
Organism: Schistocerca cancellata (South American locust)
Lineage: Eukaryota; Metazoa; Arthropoda; Insecta; Orthoptera; Acrididae
Product: alpha-amylase 2-like
Exons: 11
Coding region: 44-1531 (495 amino acids)
Biological process (GO): carbohydrate metabolic process
Molecular function (GO): cation binding; alpha-amylase activity
Source: RefSeq, a predicted model, not a curated record